UCUGUGGUAUGUAAAUUCGAUUGUUAUUCACGGAGUUUUCGUUUGAUUUGUAUCGUCGUAUUUCUCUCGUAUUCGAAAUAUAGGAAGUGCACACGUAUUUUACUAUAUUACUAUAUUUAAGUUGGCAAUAGCCUGACAUGCGCGGAAUCACACUGUGAAAAUUAUUAAGAUCCAGGUUAAGAGACUUCAAAAUAAUCGACAUUCUCAGGCUGUAAUAGCACGAAAAGAAUCGCGCGUGUGUGCACUUUUAAUCUCGUGAGUGGAUGACAAACACAGGUUUCGCGGAGAGCACAUGUUUACGCGGUUAAAAAGGUGCUGCGGGUAUUUAAUCGUUACGCGUGAAAUGUCGAAACAGCGCUCCACGAAGAACGCGAAGGCGUCGAAGACGGCGAGCACCAACGUUCCAUCUACAGGACCUGUGAUUUUAGAUAAAGACGGAAACGUUGCGAUUAAAAUUCAAGCUAAACCCGGAGCGAAAUGUAACAACAUAACUGAUAUUUCCGAUGAAGCAGUGGGCAUUGCAAUUUCCGCCCCGCCGACGGAAGGUGAAGCUAAUGCCGAACUCGUCAAGUACUUAGCUUCGAUUUUUGGAGUAAGAAAAUCCGAUGUCACCUUGGACCGGGGAUCUCGAAGUCGGCAGAAGGUAGUCGUAGUGUCGGGAAUUACGACAGAUCAAGUUUUGACGAAAUUGAAAGGAGAGAUGGAUAAUUAAAUGCACUUUAAAAAUAAAUUUUUCUAUCAUUAAAUUUUUUUUCAACUUA
Molecule: messenger RNA, 761 nt
Organism: Solenopsis invicta (red fire ant)
Lineage: Eukaryota; Metazoa; Arthropoda; Insecta; Hymenoptera; Formicidae
Product: UPF0235 protein C15orf40 homolog
Exons: 4
Coding region: 293-712 (139 amino acids)
Cellular component (GO): cytoplasm
Source: RefSeq, a predicted model, not a curated record